Messenger RNA from Nannospalax galili (Upper Galilee mountains blind mole rat), 1450 nucleotides. RefSeq names its product tumor necrosis factor (gene Tnf). Gene Ontology annotation, molecular function: CD40 receptor binding; cytokine activity; tumor necrosis factor receptor binding. The transcript is spliced from 4 exons. Gene Ontology annotation, cellular component: cell surface; membrane. Gene Ontology annotation, biological process: positive regulation of transcription by RNA polymerase II; extrinsic apoptotic signaling pathway via death domain receptors; tumor necrosis factor-mediated signaling pathway. Bases 38 to 979 code for a protein of 313 amino acids. Lineage: Eukaryota; Metazoa; Chordata; Mammalia; Rodentia; Spalacidae. The record is from RefSeq and is a predicted model, not a curated record.
AUGGGUUUCUCCACCAAGGAAGUUUUCCGCUGGUUGAAUGAGAGCCUAUCCCCGCCCUCCUCUCACCCCAGGGCCUAUAAAGGCUGCUGUCUGCUCACCCUGCCAGCAGACGCUCCCUCGGCAAGGACACCAGGGGACCUACCUGGUGGGAGAGAAGCAACUCCAGACCACCGUGGAAAUAGCUCCUAGACAAGCAAGCAUCCAGCCAAGCAGGUUCUGUUCCUCUCAUACACUGGCUCGAGGCUCCACAUCACCCUCUGGAAAGGACACCAUGAGCACAGAAAGCAUGAUCCGGGACGUGGAGCUGGCAGAGGAGGCACUCCCCCAAAAGGCGGGGGGCCCCCAGGGCUCCAGGCGGUGUCUGUGUCUCAGCCUCUUCUCCUUCCUGCUUGUGGCCGGAGCCACCACGCUCUUCUGUCUUCUGAACUUCGGUGUGAUCGGCCCCCAGAGGGAGGAGAAGUUCCCGAAUAACCUGCCUAUCAUCAGCUCCAUGGCCCAGACCCUCACACUCAGAUCACCUUCUCAAAACUCAAGCGACAAGCCUGUGGCCCAUGUUGUAGCAAACCAGCAAGCGGAGGAGCAGUUGGAGUGGCUGAGCCAGCGUGCCAAUGCCCUCCUGGCCAAUGGUAUGGAACUCAGAGACAACCAGCUGGUGGUGCCAUCAGACGGGCUAUACCUCAUCUACUCCCAGGUUCUCUUCAAGGGCCAAGGCUGCCCCAACUAUGUGCUCCUCACCCACACCGUCAGCCGCUUUGCUGUCUCCUACCAACACAAAGUCAACCUCCUCUCUGCCAUCAAGAGCCCUUGCCCCAAGGAGACCCCUGAGGGGGAUGAGCUCAAGCCCUGGUAUGAGCCCAUCUACCUGGGAGGCGUCUUCCAGCUAGAGAAGGGUGACCAACUCAGCGCCGAGGUCAAUCUGCCCAAAUAUUUAGACUUUGCUGACUCUGGGCAGGUCUACUUUGGGAUCAUUGCUCUCUGAGGGGGAUGGACCUCUGUCUUCUCUCUCCCCUCCCUUACUGUGACCCCUUAACUAUCUACUUCUCAGACUCCCACCACCCCCUUCUGACUUAGAAAAGGAAUUAAUGGCUCAGGGUUGGGCCUCCCAAGCUCAGAAUUUUCAACUACAGCACUCAGAAAACUAGGAUGCUAGGGUGGUGGCCUGGACUAGCUAUCAUCAAAAUUCAAACUGCGGCUUGCAGACCUCACUGGGCCUCAAAUCUUGAUUCCUGAAUUUUACCUGGGACAUCUGGACUUGGGGGAGGGAGCAGGCAGCCUCUGACAUGGAACACUCCUGGAGAAGAUACUCAGGCCUUCCUUCCUCAGAUGUUUCCAGAUGUUCCCCUGAGAUGCAGUGUCCAGCCCUCCUCACAGAGCCAGGCCCCUCUAUUUAUGGUUGCACUUAUGAUUAUUUAUUUAUUAUUUAUUAUUUAUUUAUUUGCUGAUGAAUGUA